GUGUUGGAGUUCUCUCAUUUUUUAAUGAAUUUUUAUCAUGUUAUCCAAAAAAUUCAUGUUCUUAUCAUCAUUUUUCCUUGGAAUAUUUAAGUACUUGACAAAUUGUUCUACUUUCUAUCCUCAGUGGUGCAUUUCUUUUGCUUUAUGGCGUUGCAUUAGCUAUUGAAGGAUGGGGUGUAGUUGCAAGUUUGAAAAUCUAUCCCCCUUUCGCUGGAGCUGCUGUUUCAGCAAUUACCCUUGUCGUAGCUUUUGGAUUCGCUGUCUCUCGCCCUUGUUUGACUCUCGAGACCAGAAACGCUUUAUCUGGAACUUACUCUGCUCCCCAGAGGUCUGCCAGCUCAGCUGCUCUUUUGGUUGGGGAUCCUGCUGUAAUUCGAGAUAAAGGAGGCAAUUUUGUACUUCCUAGGGCUGAUGUCAUGAAAUUAAGAGAUCGUUUGAGAAAUGAAGAAUUAGCAGCUGGAUCUCUUAUGUCUAGGUUGAGAAAUAAGACCCUGCGGCACGGAGCUAUAACUGAUAUAGGUCACAAAAGAGAAAUGUGUGCUCAUGCCAGAAUACUAGCUCUGGAAGAAGCAAUUGACACUGAAUGGGUUUACAUGUGGGAUAAGUUUGGUGGUUAUUUACUUCUUUUUCUUUGUUUGACGGCUAAAGCUGAACGUGUACAGGAUGAGGUUCGUUUAAGACUUUUCCUCGACAGCAUAGGAUUGCCUGAUCUCAGUGCUAAGGAUAUCAAAUAGUGGCUACCAGAGGAACAUAGGCGAUUUGAACUUAUAGAAGAGAGUUAUAUAAGAGAGAAAGAGAUGGAAGAAGAAAUAUUGAUACAGAGACGCGAAGAGGAAGGAAGGGGUAAAGAGAGGAGGAGAGCUCUUCUGGAGAAAGAAGAACGCAAAUGGAAAGAGAUAAAAGCUUCUCUUAUGUCAUCUAUUCCCAAUGCUGGCAACAGAGAAGCAGCUGCAGUAGCAGCUGCUGUUCGUGCAGUUGGAGGUGAUUCAGUUUUUGAUGAUUCUUUUGCUCGUGAGAGAGUUUCAAGCAUUGCACGCCGCAUACGUGCAGGCCAGUUAUCUCGGCGAGCACUCCAGAAUGGACUUAGUGGCGCUGUAUGUAUUCUUGAUGAUGAGCCUACUAGCAGCGGCAGACAUUGUGGACCCGUGGAUCUCAGUGUUUGUUGUAGUAAUAGAGUUAGCGUUUCUAUUGCUGGGAGUUUCUUGUUGCUGGGUCUGAGCAAGGCAUUGAAGCUGGACAAGUUGGACUUAGAUUAAUUACCAAGGGCGAUAGACAAACUACAGUCUCAAAGGAGUGGAGUGUAGGUGCGAGCAACAUUGCUGAUGGAAGGUGGCAUAUAGUUACAUUGCCUGUAGAUGCUGAUUUAGGUGAAGUAUCUUGGUAUCUAGAUGGUAAUUUUGAUGGCUAUCAGACAGGGCUACCACUUUCACCGCCAGCCCCACCUUCACCCUAGUCCUCACAAUCAUCGUCAACCCCACCACCGCUUGCGGUCUCAGCAAUGGAUGAGAAGGAACGAGAGAGAAGAAGAAGAAAACAAGAAGAGAAGAAAUAUAGAUCUAGACUCAUCGCCGCCGCCGCCAUCAUCCCCACCAUCGUCGCUGCCAUCUUCAUUCACCCAUCGUCGCCGCCGUCCUCAGCCUUGUCAUCGCCGCCAUUGCCCUUACCCUCACCAUCGCAGAUCUAGAC
Molecule: messenger RNA, 1686 nt
Organism: Cuscuta campestris
Lineage: Eukaryota; Viridiplantae; Streptophyta; Magnoliopsida; Solanales; Convolvulaceae
Source: the annotation of a GenBank genome assembly